Gallus gallus (chicken) is the source of this 1536-nucleotide messenger RNA. Its product is annotated as store-operated calcium entry regulator STIMATE-like. The transcript is spliced from 8 exons. The record is from RefSeq and is a predicted model, not a curated record. The coding region runs from base 81 to 896 and encodes 271 amino acids. Gene Ontology annotation, cellular component: membrane. Lineage: Eukaryota; Metazoa; Chordata; Aves; Galliformes; Phasianidae.
GGGGCGGAGGCGCGGAGCCGGCUUUGUAGGCAGCGGGGCGGCUGCGUUCCAUUCUUCGCUGCCCUCCGCUCCGCCCGGUCAUGGCCGCGACCCGUCCGACUCACGGCUGCGGCAGCGGAGCGCUACUGGGCUGCUUCGGAGUGCUGCUGCAGGCAUUGCUGGCGCUGUGCGUCUUCUGCACGCUGAUGUUAAAACGAUUUAAGGAACCAAAAGAAGAGAGGCGUCCCUGGAGGAUAUGGUUUUACGAUACCUCCAAGCAAGCAAUUGGUGCCCUUUUCAUCCACUUUGCCAAUAUUUUUCUGUCUGAACGCACUGAGAAGGACCCUUGCUCUCUCUACCUUAUUAAUUUCAUCCUUGAUGCCACGCUGGGGAUGCUGCUGAUUUGGCUUGGUGUGAAGGUGGUGUCCUGGGCUGUGCAGCGUCAGAAGUACACAUAUCUGGUCUUUGGAGAAUAUGGUGAUCCUCCACAAGCUGCUGCUUGGAUUAGCCAGUGUAUCCUCUACCUGCUGAUAAUGGUUGUGGAGAAGACCCUGAUCAACCUUGUGCUGCUGAUCCCUGGUUGGACAGAGCUUCAGCAGAUCCUCCUGAGUUACAUCCCAAACCCCCAGUUGGAGCUUUUCCUGGUCAUGCUUGUUGUGCCUUUUAUUGUAAAUGCCGUUAUGUUCUGGGUUGUGGACAGCUUGAUUAUGAGAAAAUACAAGCAGAAAGACACGUUGAACAUCAAUGGAUCCACAGAAACCCCACAAGCUAGGAGGAGUGAGGAAUCUCAGAUGUUAUGGCUGGAGGAUGUCUCAUCAGGAUGGUUCUGUCUGCAUCGAGUGAAUGCUCCGGGCUGGUGGCAGCCACUUAGCUCAGAACUGCCUCUUGGUAGCUUCAAGUCUGAGGUUAGCAGCUGAGAGCAUAGGUGUUCUGGAGGCAAUGGGCAGCCUUGUGCUUGUGCAGUAAAGGGUUCUUAUCAGGAGAGGUACUGGUGGGAGGUGUUGAUGCUCUGUUCUGGCUCCAACAGUUCAGACUCUGCUGGGUAGAAAUAAGAAGGUGCCAGGCUAGCUCAGCAUCUCUGAUCCUGAUGGCUGUGACUGAAGCAACCCUGAGCUCUGCUUGCUUCCGUGGCUGAGUUCUGGAGAUCAUAAGCAGCUGGGGGCCUGGGAAAAUGUCUCUUUGUUACAGCUGUUUGCAAAAUGUGGCCUAGUUUUUUGUGCAUCUCCUCGGAGGCUGCAGCCUGGCCCGAAUGCGAAUGUCUGCGAGUCCUGUCCUGUGGUGAACAGAGCUUUCAGCUGCAUGUUCCACUCCAAAGAGGGGUUGGGGGUACCAGAGCAUCUGUGUUUGGAUCCAUACAGUCCUGGCUGUCUUUGGAGUGGUCAAGGUGACCUUAAGACCUCUCUGCUCUGCCAAGGGUGUUAGAUCUUGCAGCAGAUCCUUUCAUUGGUGCUUGACCCCUCCAGCAGUCCCUUGCUAGGGGAUACUGCCUGUGGUAUUAAGAUGAUAGAAGGAAAUUCCAGCUGCUGUCUGGUUGAGGACUCUGAUUUCAUGAGUGUC